AUGACCGCCGCCUGGAGGAGCGUUUUCACUUACAACAAGUUUGCGCAAAUUACUGCUCGUGCAGUGCGCAACUCUCUGAAGGAGGAGCAGCGUGUUCUCGCUGAGAAGCGUGGCCAGACGUCGGUCCGAUACCAGCAAUGGCAGAACGGAAAGGGUGGUCCUCAGUUCUGGUGCAAUCCAACCGGCUUCUCCCUCGCUACAUCCAUCCAUCCAUCCAAUUCACCAAUUCAUACCCGUACCCAUAUCCGGAUUUGUGGUUAUGACUUGACUCUUGAAGGAACUUGCGCUUCGCUCGCCCACCUGGUGCCCACUGCCUACAAGCAAACCUUUUCGCCCUUGACCCUUGCGACCUUGACCCUUGAUCUCAGUCGCCCUUUCCCGUUCCCAGACAGGGCCUUGAGGUUGACGCGUAGGGCCCUGCGUCGCCAGGCCAUUCGGGACGUGCAUAGUUCUCCAGUCGUCAGACUAAAUCAACGACACAUCGUUACCAACCCAUUAAUUGACCUGACGCCCAACUUGGAUACCUCAGGAUCAGGAAGUAGGAGCGGGAGUCGGGGUGGCAGGAUUGAUAGAGCGCUUGGUCGGAUCUCUGGGAUCUCGAGAAGAGUCUUCCGCCUAUCGAGUUCGGGUUCAAGUUCGAGGGCUAGUGGAACUGCGGAUACCAUCCAAACGAGUUCAAUCUCGAAGGCUUCCCCGGGGUCUACGCCGGGAAAAGGUGAUUUGCCUGAAACGACUAGCUCCAUCGAAACCACCCUCGAGAUCUCCAUAACUGAGGGUUUCUCAAACUCGACUGGGUCUACCUUUAGGAGAAGCGCGGAUGUAGAACAGGAUAUUGCGCGGUUACAGCUGGGGUAUGUUCUGCAGGAGAACGAGGAGUUGAAGGCGUUGGUUGAGGGGUUAAUCGAGCUUUCCGAGAUCGUUCGUUCCUCAAAGGUAGCAGAGAUCUCCGAGUUGGAGGAAACAUUCCAAGCCUCAGCUCGUUUUACGCUCCACUUGGCCGUAUUAUUGAAUGCAGAUAGGGAGGAGAGUAGAGCGGUUGGUGUCGUAGCUGCCAAAGCCUUCUCCAAAGUCAUGAUCACUGGAGGUUCCUUCGAAUGUCUGACGAUCCAGGAAGCCAAGGAGCGGUUAACAACGCAAGUUUCGGAAGAUGACAAGGAGGAGGUGAAGAAGGAGGUGAAGAAGGCGCUUGGGGAUGGGAUGAAGGAACUCGAGAUCUCGCACCCAGAACUCCUCAACGCGGCGCACCAAGGCGAUCCCAACCACCCUAAUAAGCCACCAUCGACUAGCCUCUCGCGCAUCUUCCAUCCCCUUCUAGCAUCCAGCAUAACCGUCCUAGACACGCUCAAAGAUGUCAGCCAGGUUACACCUGAACCGGCUCUGAAACCUGUGUUUGGGAGUGUGGUGGUACUGUUGAAAGCUGUCGAGCAAACUCGAGCAAACGCAGAAGAAAUCCGCCAAAUCUGUAGGAUGGCGGGAAGUUUUGCGGUUUCCCUCGCCCCAGUUUGCAUGGACAAGAGCCUCGUGAAUGCGAAACUUUCUCCUCGAUUUUACAGGUGUUUGGAAAUAUUCGAGAGAUGUUUCGAGCUCAGCAAGAAGAAUGUCGCGCUCAGGUUCCUGCAGAACUCGGCGGACAAGGGCGAGAUAGAUUCGUUGCGGUUGGAAUUAGAACAUUCCAUUCAGAAGUUCCAGAUCGAAAACCAAGUCCUGAUGCAAUUCGACUUGAAAGCGUUCUCGGAUACUAUCCACGAGAAAUUAGACCAAGACGCAGUCACAGCCCUCCCCACACCACCCACGCACGUCGGGCUCACCGACGACUACCUCGAACACAGCCGCACCCCAACCCUCCAAUCUAUCCUCCAAUGGCUCGACUCCACCGCCUCCCCUUCUCUCGUCCUCUGGCUCCACGGCGGCCCCGGACUCGGCAAAUCCACGCUCACCCACAAACUCGUCGACACCCUCCGCGGCGGCGGGCGCCUCGCCUCCUUCGCCUUCUUCACCCGGGGGAAGAACAGAGAUGUCAUAACGACGAUUAGGAUGAUGGGGCGGGAGCUGGCUGGGAUGCACCCACGGGCGUAUGCGUGUGUGGCGAAGGCUGCGAGGGGGUGUAGCUCGGGGCAUGGAAGUGUGCUGGAGUAUUUGCAGGCGUAUAUCCUUGAUCCGGUGAGGGAGCUUAAUCUCCCUUACUCCCUCCUUGUCGUGCUGGAUGCGUUGGAUGAGUGGGAGCACUGUGAAGCGCUCCUUAAGCAACUCGAGAACCUCUCUUCGUCUCCUUCACCAUCUACUUCCUCUUCUUCUUCCCCCAACGCACGUCCGAGUCCCACCCACCACCCAGUCAAAUUCCUCCUCACAAGCCGGCGCACCCAAACGAUCACACGAGCCCUGCGCAACGUCCCCGCCCACACACUCGAGCUUCCUCCACUCUCUCAAACAGUAAUGCAAGUCUAUUUCGAGAAAAGGUUCCAAGAGAUAGACUGGGACGGGCGGAACCCGCCUUCGAGUGCGGCCGAGAGGCUUGCGGAGCUUUCGAAUGGAUUACCGGUGUGGGGUGCGACAGUCUGCGCGAUCCUGUCGUCCGACUCGUUCAAUCGUCCACCUGCGUACGUCCUACUGGAGGAGAUCCUCGCUUCUGGCAGUCGAGUAAGCGCGGAUAAGCGUCUGUGGACUUUAUAUCACACUGGACUUUCGGGGCUGCUCACACCGGAUUCGAAUACCGAGGAGGAUCGGGAGAUCCUAAUGAAGGUUCUAUCGCAUAUGUUUGUUUUACAGGAAUCCGUGAGUGUCUCGGCGUUUGCGAACUUGGUGCAGCUACCGGAGAUGACGGUUCGGAGGGUGCACGAGAGGCUGCAGGCGCUGCAGACGAGGGGUACGUUCUCCAAGGACACGAUCGAACCCAUGUCUAGCCGGUUCCAUGCGUCGUUUAUGGACUUUCUCACCGCCCCUUCCACUCCCUCUCCACCGCUCGCUUCCCCGUAUUCCGUCUCGAAUUCGAAUUCCUCUGCCACCAGCUUCAGACUGGAUGUGGCUGAAGCCCAUCGUCGCGCAGCAGAGAGGUGCCUCGCAUUGGUUAUUCAAGUUGGCACCUCCGAUUCUUCUUUAUCGGCCACUGGUACACCGCUUCCUCGCCGCGGUCUGCAUCGCUAUGCGAUCAAGUAUUGGCCGUACCAUGUGGCCAAUGGGACAGAUAGGUUUCAACCUCUGCCAGAAACUUUGGAGGCCCUGUUGGAGAAGUUUACGCCAGCCGUUGCGGAGUGGUGGAUGGAGAAGCUGGUACAGGAGAAGGUCGUCGCCCAAUCAGUCGACUAUGUGGAGAGCGAGGGCGAGGAUGGGGAUGGGGAUGGGGAGGACGAAUCAGAAGAGGGCGAACCUGACGAUGCAGUGGAGGACGAUGCCCAAGCCGUAGUGGACCGUCUGGCAGAAGUCGCCGAUAUGGCCAACGACGAGUACUCCAUCGGGGAUCCAGGCUGGUGGUGGUGGAACGUCCACUGUCUCGAAGUCGCUGUGCGCAUCCAAGUCCACAAACCCGACAUUGACAACUGGGUAGACCUUGGCUGGUGCUACGCCAACGCGCACCAAUCAACGGCUUCGUCCAAGUACCUCGACGACGCACUCGCCAUCUUCCGACACGCAGUGGGGAUGAAGCGCAGCUGGAGGACGCUCGACAGUCUAGGCCAAACGCUCUCCUCCAUCUUCGAAGAUCGGAACGACAUGAACGCGCUCGAAGAAUCCAUCUCCCUCCAUCGGGAAUCUCUCGCCGACACUUCCUCGUUGAAGCACAGCGAACACGCAACCUCGUUGGUGAACGUCGGCACCGCUCUGCAAUGGCGGUUCGACAGAUUAGGGAGGAGUGAGGAUUUGGACUCUGCGAUCCAGCUGUACCGCCAGUCACUCACACUCGUCGCGGACGACGACCCCGAGAAACCGAUCUCCAUCAUCAACCUUGGCAAUGCACUUUGCGCUCGCUUUGUUCGGCAGAGUAUUGUCGAGGACCUCGACGAGGCUAUACGACUCCUCCGAUACGGGCUCGAGAUCUGCCAAAGCGACGAAGGAGGUGACACCAAACCGAGGCUACUCACGAACCUCGUGCAGAUCUUGCGCUUCAGCUACUACAAACGAGGCAACAUUGGUGACUUGGAGGAGGCUAUCCGGAUAAACCGAGAAGCGCUGACCCUGGAUCGCGGCCAGGGUCGACGCCACUCCCUCAUUUGCCUUGUUGGCUGUUUGACAGCCUGGUUCGAGCGCUCCGGGGAUCUGCAAGACAUCGACGAGGCGAUUCGAAUUUCGAGGGAAGCCCUGGCCAUGUGUCCUGGCAAACACUCCGAGCGGUAUGGGGCAUUAUUGGAUCUAGGGAGCAGCCUCAAGGCUCGGUUCUUAUCGCAGGGAGGAACGGAAGAGCUCGAAGAAGCGGUAUUGGUGAACAGGGAAGCGCUGGAGCUUUGCGCGGGGAAUCACUCAUUUCGUUACCUCGCGUUGACGAACCUCAGCAUCACGCUACGGUUGCGAUUCGACUUGCUGGGUGAUGGAGACGACUUGGACGAGGCGAUCUCCCUUGCUUCGGAGGCGUUGUGUCUCUGUCCUCACCCUCAUAGUGGUCGUUCCUCUGCACUGGUGGCCUUGGCUGAAGCUUUUCAAACUCGAUUCAUCCAGGAGGUGUCAGAGGAAGACAUCGAACAGGCCAUCAAACUCGGUCAUGAGGCGCUGGAAUUACGGCUAGGUGCUGAUCCUGAACGCUGGGAGGCACUCACCAGCCUGGCGAAAGCGCUCGAAAUGCGGUUCAUCCACCAAAAUGACGAAGGCGAGGACGAUGACAGGGAGGAAGCGAUAUCGCUGAACCGAGAAGCUGCUGCCUUGUGCCCGCCUCCACAUCCAGGUCGAUGGAGGACGCUGACCAACCUUGCUAGCUCUCUCCUCCAAGGUCGGGACGAAGAGGGUCUGCUACUGGAACGGGUCGAGGAAUCUGUGAACCUGAAUCUGGAAGCGCUCUCCCUAUGCCACCGUCACCACCCAUAUCGGCGUCUUGUCUUGGCCAAUCUGGGGAGGGCACUGAGAAGGCGUUUCCAGCUUACACAAUCCUCGGAGGACAUCGGAGCGGCGAUCCCAUACUCAAUGGCUGACUGCAAGCUAGGGUAG
Molecule: messenger RNA, 5127 nt
Organism: Coprinopsis cinerea okayama7#130
Lineage: Eukaryota; Fungi; Basidiomycota; Agaricomycetes; Agaricales; Psathyrellaceae
Exons: 13
Coding region: 1-5127 (1708 amino acids)
Biological process (GO): proton motive force-driven mitochondrial ATP synthesis
Cellular component (GO): mitochondrial inner membrane
Molecular function (GO): proton-transporting ATP synthase activity, rotational mechanism; protein binding
Source: RefSeq, a predicted model, not a curated record